Messenger RNA from Oncorhynchus gorbuscha (pink salmon), 3247 nucleotides. RefSeq names its product T-cell differentiation antigen CD6-like. Gene Ontology annotation, cellular component: membrane. The transcript is spliced from 12 exons. NCBI's taxonomy places the organism in Eukaryota, Metazoa, Chordata, Actinopteri, Salmoniformes, Salmonidae. The coding region runs from base 194 to 1873 and encodes 559 amino acids. The record is from RefSeq and is a predicted model, not a curated record.
ACCACAAGUUGCAGCAGUGCAAACAGAAAUAGAGUGAGUACACAAGUUCUGACAUAUAGCACACUGCUUGACUCACGAUAAGAUCAGUAACGUGCAUUAUUUCUCAUUCCAUUGUUAUUAAUAUGAAAAGAACAAAGUUGUUUCCGGUUGAGGAGUAUUCUCAAAGGACCCCGGCCUGACUGUUUUCAGUGAGAUGGAACUGUUCAGGACAACAAUACUUCUGCCAGUUCUGGUCCUCUCUCAAGCCUUUCUAAAUAAAGACCACUCUGUUCCGGGGAACUUCUCUGGGUCCAGAGAGACCGAUGAGCAGCAGACAUCCAAUCUAACCAUAUCUCACCCCCCCAGGCUAUCUCAGCACUGCUCUGGGGUUGUUGAGGUGCUCCAUCGAGGGCUGUGGAGGCCGGUGACCUUUGACCUUGGGUCUGCAGAGUGGGCCAAAGUGGUGGAGGACAUAUGUACCAACCUGAGCUGCGGGGCAGUGUAUGAGCGCCGACAGAAUGGCACAGCUACAUUAAACUACUCCUACUCAACGUGUCUGAGCCAGUGUGUCUACAGAGACCUACUGGUGGAGAACUGUACAGAGCUCUCAUACACGGACUGCUCUAACCUGACUGAGAUAACCUGUGGGCGCCAGGCCGUGCGAUUGGUUGGAGGCUCACACCACUGUGAAGGACGGGUGGAGUUGUGGAGAGAGGAAAAAUGGGGAACGGUGUGUGACGAUAGUUGGGACCUGAGAGAUGGGGGCGUGGUCUGUGCCCAAUUGGGCUGUGGCCCUGCCUUAAAUGUGAGUGGACAGGACGGGUCCUUUGAAGCGGGUGUUGGUCUGGUUCUCUUAGAUGAGGUGAACUGUGGGGGGAGCGAGAGGAACCUAUGGGAGUGUCCCUCCCUGGGGACAGUCAACGACUGUGGACACAAAGAGGACGCUGCAGUGGUUUGUUCAGGAAUUCCAUCUCAAGCAGGCAACGAGACGGCAGAACAGAACACCCAGACUUCAACCACAGCAGGCUCAGUUCUACUAGUCACCAGUGCAGAGAGCCGGUCCUCUCCUCCCGUAGCUGCUGUCUGGGGCUGCAUCGCAUUGUCUAUAGCCCUCCUCCUCACACUCCUCUCCAAUGCUUCACUCUUCCUGUCUUACAGGAGGAGAGCUGCACUUCUGGUUCACCAAAGACAAGAUGGCCGUCUGCUGUCCAUCCAGUCUCAACACACUGACCGAGGGGAGAGAGUCAACCUCCUCACAGUCACCACAGACACAGCUGAUUACAUCAGGGUCCUUGACAAUGGAGUGAGCACAAGCAGAGAGCCAUGUGAAACCACGCAGACAGCAGAGACUUCUGACGCUCCUGAGAAAUAUAAUAUUGUUGCUGAGACAAUCAACGGCAUUGAGAGAAAAAACCCUGCCACCCAAAGUCUGCAUUCGCUGGUGUCAUCCAGCACGUCUUCUGGGGAAUGCUAUGAAAACAUUGAGACACUGGAGAAGGAGCUGCUGGACUCAGGUCCAGAUUUGAGAGAAACUGCCCUCACAGACUUGAUCUGUGGAAGAGAGCCAUCCUUGGGAUCGAGUAGUAGUACAUCAUCAGGGGAAUCCUACUACAACGUGGGGAUGGCAGUGGAACAGCAUCUACAGUCAGAGAACACCUAUACACAUUCCCCUGUGCAAUCAACCAGUGCACACCAGGAUCAGCAACAGCCUGUGAACAGCAACUUCCACCUACUGAGCAGUCAAAAUCAAGAAGAUUCAAGCAGCUCAUCUUCCUCUGAGCUUUAUGAGAACAUAGAAGUCCAAGAUGAAGAGGGGAUUGGUGAUGUUACCGUGAAGGAAGUCCCGGACCAGUCUCUUUCUGACAGUGACUACGAUGACAUAACAAAUUACUAGCUUUUCAUCAAACAUAGCAGUGAAAUGAGAACUAUAAAACAGAUUCAUUUACAUAUUAGCAGUUGUUAUUAUCCAGAAAGACAAACAGGAGCAAUUAUGUUUAAUUGCCUUGCUCAAGAGCGCAGACAUAUUUUUCUCUCUCACCUCGUUAGCGUGUGGAUUCAAACCAGCGACCUUUCGGUUACUGGCCCAACGGUCUUAACCACCUUCGCUUCUCCACUGCACAGAAUGACCAGCUUUGUGAACAAACAGCACUGUCACUGAUAUUGAUUCAUACGGUGACCUGAGCCACACAACGCACAGUCAAACUUUUUAAACUUGAAAUUCAAUUGUGUUAAUAUUAUCAAGGAGAAAAAGCAACAAAAAUGAAGUGCAUACUACAUUUAUUCAACUAAGACUUGAUGUGAAUAGCCUAGUGUAUAAACGCAUAUGCAGAUGCUUUGUACAUAAUAUGAGCACAUGUUUUGCAAUCCAAAAGAUCUACUUCUGACUGGGCUAUCACAACAAAUGUCUAUUCUGACUGGGCUAUCACAACAAAUGUCAACUUCUGACUGGGCUAUCACAACAAAUGUCUACUUCUGACUGGGCUAUCACAACAAAUGUCUACUUCUGACUGGGUUAUCACAACAAAUGUCUACUUCUGACUGGGUUAUCACAACAAAUGUCUACUUCUGACUGGGCUAUCACAACAAAUGUCUACUUCUGACUGGGUUAUCACAACAAAUGUCUACUUCUGACUGGGCUAUCACAACAAAUGUCUACUUCUGACUGGGUUAUCACAACAAAUGUCUACUUCUGACUGGGCUAUCACAACAAAUGUCUACUUCUGACUGGGCUAUCACAACAAAUGUCUACUUCUGACUGGGCUAUCACAACAAAUGUCUACUUCUGACUGGGCUAUCACAACAAAUGUCUACUUCUGACUGGGUUAUCACAACAAAUGUCUACUUCUGACUGGGCUAUCACAACAAAUGUCUACUUCUGCCUGGGCUAUCAAAACAAAUAUCUACUUCUGACUGGGUUAUCACAACAAAUGUCUACUUCUGACUGGGUUAUCACAACAAAUGUCUACUUCUGACUGGGCUAUCACAACAAAUGUCUACUUCUGACUGGGCUAUCACAACAAAUGUCUACUUCUGACUGGGCUAUCACAACAAAUGUCUACUUCUGACUGGGCUAUCACAACAAAUGUCUACUUCUGACUGGGUUAUCACAACAAAUGUCUACUUCUGACUGGGCUAUCACAACAAAUGUCUACUUCUGACUGGGCUAUCACAACAAAUGUCUUUGGAAGUUAAGCUUUUUUUGUGUGGGGGGGUGGGGGCUUCCCUAAUGAAUGAAUUAGUAGAUAUUUAAUAAACUAUCCACAGACUA